This is a messenger RNA of Caenorhabditis angaria, 2399 nucleotides long. The record is from the annotation of a GenBank genome assembly. NCBI's taxonomy places the organism in Eukaryota, Metazoa, Nematoda, Chromadorea, Rhabditida, Rhabditidae.
AUGGCGAAAUUUGCACGAAUUUUUGUUAUUUUUUGUUUGUUUUUCACAAACAUUCAUAGUUCUAAUAAUAUUAUAAUUGAUGUAAGUUUUAAUUUCAAUUGAUAACUGAAAAAUAUUUCGAAUUUAAGGUUUCUAAAAAUGCGAUAGUUAAAUAUUUAAAAUCGAUGGGACAAUAUUUUGGUGAUGAAAUAUACAAUUGGAAAAUUGGUGAACUUUCGCAUAGUAAAAUGUUGUGUUCGGUAAGUUUGGAAACUUUUUGAAAAAAAGUUGUAUCUACUUUGAAUUUUCAGAUAAAAUUAACAAACAAUUCUGUUCAAAAUUUUGAAGUUUCUCAGUUUUUCGGAGAUGUUGGUGAUAUGGAUUUUGCAUUGAAGGUAUGUUUUCAUUUCGGGAAUUUCUUGGGCCUGAUUCAGAAUUAUUCAUAUAUUUUUUCGUUCUAAUAAUCCUAACCUGAUUUUCAGCAAAACGAUAUUUCAUUUCGAUUUUCUGGAAACUACAGAAGAAAGUUCCUAUUUUUCUCAUCAACUGGAUCAUAUCACAUCGAUAUUUCAAUAAAACAAUCAAAUAUUUAUCCAAUAGUUCCAAUAAUUGUCAAUGGAUUACCUUAUAUUUAUCCAAACCCAGAUUGUGAACAGAAAAUUAUUGAAAUCAAAGAUGUUGAAACAAGUGGAUGGUUUGUAAAAGGAAUGAUAAAACAAACAUUUCAAUCUCAAUUAAAGGAUUUAUUAUGUCAUAAAUUGGUUGAAACUCUGGAUGAAAAACUUCGAAAUGAUCUGAAAUUAUUGGAAUUACAUUUUCCGAUUAUUGAUGAUUUGACAACUUUGAGUUAUGAUAUUUCUCAACAACCUUUGAUUCUUCAAUCAAAAAAUAUACGAUAUUUCAUGAAUGGAAUUGUUUAUCAUGGGGACGAAUAUACCCCUCGAAAAGUGAAUUUUCAGUUUUUUUUUAAUUAAAGUUCAAAAUAAAACUAUUCAUACUUCAUUUUCAGAAACACACAACACAAUUUGUUCCGAAUCCAGAAUCUACUAACAAAAGUUUGAUUUUCUAUAUUCAUGAAAAUCUUUUUGGAAGAAAUAACCGAAAAUAUAUGCCAACUUGGUUAUUUUGAUAUAGAUUUAAUAGAUCGGAAAGUUAAAUGUUUAUCAACAAGUAUACGAUUAUAUCGUAAGUUUUGGAACCAAUUUAUGAUAAUUAAACAAAAUUUCAGAAAACUCUGAUGUUAUUUUCGAAGUAUUCACGAAUAAUAUUUAUUUGAAUGGGACAGAUAGUUAUUUGCAAACUCGUCGAUAUCGAUUGAUUAUUUUGAAAUCUCCCGAAUUUGAACUAUUGCUACGAUUAAAAUCUCAAAUUUCAUUUGAAGAAGAUGAUAGUUCUAGGAAUCUCGUUUCAACACAUAUUUCUCAACAAUUAAACGCUCAAUUUGUUCUUCCCCUCCCAUUUGUUUCUCAACAUGUGAUCUCUGAUGUUAUAUUUAAAACCUCUAACAAUUAUAUUACAGUUUUUGCCAAUAUUGAAGUACAAAAACGAUUUUUUCGUUAGAAAAUAAAUUUUUAUUUUUUUUUGGUGUACGGUCAUCACCUUCAACACGUAUUGUCCGCAAUGUGUAUUUGUGCGUCAUUUGUGUUGCAAACUUUUAUUUUUUCGAAAAAUUCUUUUUUUCGUUUUUUGUGUGGCGGUUUUUGUGGGGUUAGGCUAACAGUAAACAGAUAUCAGCGUUCUAUUUUACAUUAAGUAAACUAUGGUACAAAACUAAGAGUAUUAUCAAAAGAAAUUGUCUGUCCAACAAAAAGUCAAAUGAGUUCCUAAAAUGUUCGAAAUGUCCUAACUUGUUAUUUUGUUAUGAUUUCUUAAUAAAAUACGAUUAAAACCUAUUUCAUUCAGAUAAUAUAAUGUCAGCAGUACAACCAGUUAACCCAAAACCAUUUUUGAACAGUCUGACUGGAAAAUUUGUUGUCUGCAAACUCAAAUGGGGAAUGGAAUACAGAGGUGAGUUAAUUUAUUUCACAGUUAACUGAAGAAUCAAGUUUCUUUUCAGGAGUGCUUGUAGCAGUCGAUUCAUACAUGAACCUCCAGUUGGCUCACGCUGAUGAAUACAUUGACGGAAACAACACUGGAAACCUUGGAGAAAUUCUUAUAAGGUAACUUACCCCUGAAAUGAUAGAAAUGAUGUUCGAUUUAAUUUCUUGAUGAUGAUUAUUGACUCGUCGAUCAUUAAAGUUCACGUUUAACUAUUUUUAAAUUCGUGAGACUCUUUUUGUCAUUUUCAGAAUUUUUCAGACUUUGUCGAAACAAACAUAAUUUCCGAAAUUCUUCUUUCCAUAUUUCAAAAAAUUAUUUUCAGAUGCAACAAUGUUUUGUAUAUUGGCGGAGUCGAUGGCGAGGCUGAAACAUCAGCUUGA